Molecule: messenger RNA, 936 nt
Organism: Setaria italica (foxtail millet)
Lineage: Eukaryota; Viridiplantae; Streptophyta; Magnoliopsida; Poales; Poaceae
Product: temperature-induced lipocalin-1
Exons: 2
Coding region: 112-657 (181 amino acids)
Source: RefSeq, a predicted model, not a curated record
CUGCACAUCCCUAUCCCCUCUACUCCGAUCCCCCGCUCGCCGCCUUCGCAUCCGGCACAACCCCCACCUCGUCUUCUCCCCCUCUAAACCCACGCCUCUUCCCCCGCCGCCAUGGCCAUGCGGGUGGUGCGGGACCUGGACCUGGAGCGGUACGCGGGGCGGUGGUACGAGAUCGCGUGCUUCCCGUCCACGUUCCAGCCCAAGACGGGCACCAACACGCGCGCCACCUACACGCUCAACCCGGACGGCACCGUCAAGGUGCUCAACGAGACGUGGACCGACGGCCGCCGCGGCCACAUCGAGGGCACCGCCUGGCGCGCCGACCCGGCCAGCGACGAGGCCAAGCUCAAGGUCCGCUUCUACGUGCCGCCCUUCCUCCCCAUCAUCCCCGUCACCGGCGACUACUGGGUGCUCCACAUCGACGGCGACUACCAGUACGCGCUCGUCGGACAGCCUUCCAGGAAGUACCUCUGGAUCCUGUGCAGGCAGCCGCACAUGGACGAGGCCGUGUACAACGAGCUGGUGGAGCGGGCCAAGGAGGAAGGAUACGACGUGUCCAAGCUCCGCAAGACGGCGCACCCCGACCCGCCGCCGGAGAGCGAGGAGAGCCCCAGGGACGGCGGGAUGUGGUGGAUCAAGUCCAUCUUUGGCAAGUAGUGCAUGGGUGCUGCCCGCUGCGGCGCCGACCAGGCGGCGAGAUGGCCGUGACGGUGUUCAGAAUCAGAGUCCGGUGUUACCACUAGUUACUGCCGUCGUUUACGGUUUACCGCGUGUACAUUCAGUACUGUACAUCAGGAUCGAGUUCGUUCGUCGUCGUCGCUGCCGCCAUCUUGCAAAUGGCGAGCAUGUGUCUGUUAGGUUGGUGUUGCAGUUUGAAUUAAACUUGGGCUUGGAGUGGAUGCUUAAGAUUUGAAUACUACUAGCAUUUUGUGGUGA